This is a messenger RNA of Priapulus caudatus, 12283 nucleotides long. RefSeq lists its product as uncharacterized. The record is from RefSeq and is a predicted model, not a curated record. The coding region runs from base 420 to 11048 and encodes 3542 amino acids. The transcript has 8 exons. NCBI's taxonomy places the organism in Eukaryota, Metazoa, Priapulida, Priapulimorpha, Priapulimorphida, Priapulidae.
GCAUCUCAACAACAACAUCGAUGAGAUAAACGAGGGAAUUCGCGGUUGUAAAAGUAAUUCACACAUGCAUUUAAUUAAUCUUACGGAUCGCACGGGUACCUUAUUCAUAAGUAUCCGACAAUCUGUUUAAAUAUAAAUGAUCUUAGUUGACCAUAAAAGGUCUGUGUUGGUGCCGCCACUGCUACUACGUUGGCGACGAUUCCCAGCCAGCAUCAUGAAGUCCUGUCCAUCUUCCCAUGCGGAACAACUGUGGGCGGAGGGUCACCAGUGGAUGCGGUAGCAGAAGCGGCAGCGUCUGACCUACAUCGCAUCCUGCAUAGUUCGCGUGCUUGCGUACAUGCAUGUGGUGGUGGAUCUAAUAGCCGCUGGUGGCACUGGCAUGUGUGAUUUGACACGGACGGCUGCAACGACGACGAACAAUGGACACGGGUUGGGGCUCGAGCCUUCUCGAUCCGACAAGGGACAGCGAGGCGGGAAGAUUUGGAGCCCUGCGGCCACCGGUGCCCAACGGCCGCGAGAUUCGCACGCCAGAAACGAGGGCUGUCGUGAGCCCACGCAGCGGCACUCCCUGCUCCGCAGACACCGACAAUGCUGGGCGGAGGGCGGUAGCGGAGAACGCGGUCAGUGAGAAUCCAAUGUCUACGGUCGUGCCGGUCACCGCCCGCCGCAUACUGGACAUUCUAAGUCGGCGUGGCGAUGACACGCACCCCGCGACGAAUAGGCAAUCGAAACGAGGCGACGCAACGUGCGCGACCGACGAGCCGUUGUGGCGAGCCUCGUCGCGCCAGGAUGCCGCGUGUAGUGGUGGCCGCGAGUUUGACGCGGCUCCCGCGACGCCGCGACCGGUCGAGGUGUUUCUCGACGACGACGAUAGUGUUGAAGCAGCGAAGCAACUCAUUAUUACGGCGUUAGCAAGCAGCGCCACCUGCAGCCACGGUGGCUAUAACGACGACGAUUUUCAGCCACCGCAGACGCCGUUGCCGGAAAAGCGCUUCCUCAACGAUGAGGAGAGUGAUGCGGCCAUAGCAACGCUGAAGCUAACGAUGACCAGAGCAAGAGGAGCAAGCAGCAGAGCCGAGGCAGACGACGUCGUCUUGACAACUACACAGUGUGGCAACACGGAAGCAAUGCAAUCGGCUCGCGAUAAGAUUCGCUUAACCAGUGGCACAGCGGAUGCUGGUGAGAUACCUGGCACUGCUAACACCCGCUAUGUUGGUGACACACCCGAUGUUAGUGCUCCCAGUGCUGGUGACACACCUGUCGUUAUGGACUCACUCAGUGUUCGUGAAACACCGGGUUUAGGUUAUAACAACAAUGUAUCUGAGCAAGCUAGUGUCUCGGAUCUACCUGAAGCAGGUAGUGAUGACCAUCAGUCUAUGCUAGGAAGUAAUUGCAAUCAACCUGACCCAACUAAUGAUGAUGACAUACUUAACAAGAAGGACUUACGUGGCACAUGUAAUAAUAAUAUGCCCAACAAAAGUAAUGAUAAUGACCUACUUGAGAAAAGAAAUAAUGAGCUGCCUGACAAACGUAAUGCUAACAACAUACCUGACAAAUGUAAUAAUGACGGCCUACCUGACAGAGUUCGUAAUCAUGACUUACCUGAAAGACGUAAUAAUGAUGUCCUAGCCAGUUCGGAUGCCUCUGGUCAUGUGGGGAGCCGAGACUCGGGGUCCAGUGCUUCGGAGGCUGACUCGCCGCGUGGUGACGUCGAAUACCUGGACGACACAGGCAGCGUCGACGCUGUGCGACGCAUCGACUCUGCCCUCGUCGCCAUGAAGCUGACGAUGACAGCAAGCCCCCAUGCCUCUUCCCCCAGCGACUGUUUGGCUGGGGGUCGUGCGCAGGUCAAGGGUGGCCGGCCGCCACAGAGAUCAGAAGAUGAUGCUCUCGGCGUGCACACCCCUCACGAGCAGACGUCUGUAGCUUCAGUGCACGCAUCGCGUGGAACUGAAGGAAAAGAAGAGGAGAGGGAGAAGGAGGGGAAGGGGAAAGAGAUCCUCCCUAUUGGUGCUACGUCUGAAGCAGGAGAAUCCUCCAUGGAAUCUUCUCCCCCUCCUGUCAUGCAGCAAUACCCGAUGCUCGCACCGGCCAUGAAGCGAUCUCCAAUGCCUGCACUCGUUACAAAACAAACGCCAACACCCCCUGCCAAUGUAAAGCACUCGGCGGCGCCCCCUGCUGUUAGCCAGUGCAGCUCGCCACCGCUCACGAUCGAACCGCCGCCGACUCCGCAACCCGUCGUGCGUUUCCUGGACGACGACGACGACGAGGAGGCAAUGCAGCUGUUAAACGAAGCCCUCGGCCGCGAGAGGCCGAGGCGAGACGACGUCGCGGCGACGAUGGAGCAAUCCGCGUCUGCCGCUGGCCCCGCGUCGUGCAGUGACGAAGCCGAAGCACCACCCGGCAGAGCAUCGGCGGACGAGCAAGCUGAGGUUGUUGUCAGAAAUCUAGAGGGCAAUGUUGUCUACAAGCUCAACGACGGCAGCGACAGCGCACCACGUGGCUGCGAGGUCACGCAAGACGAGGUCGCCAACGACAAUGUCCCCCAGUCGCCGCCAUGGCAGGUGCAGUUCCUAGAGGGCAGCGAAGGCUCGUCGGCUGUCGACUACAUUCGGAAGGGACUCGGAGCUGAGAAGGCAGCGGCGGUGGCUGUUGAUGCAUCGGUGACGUCCCGCGUCAUCACGAGCUUGUCCACGGUGGCGACGCUGACGACAACGACCCCGACCGUUGCCAAGAAGACGAGGAACCUGCUCUCCAUCGCUAACCGACUUGCUCACCAGCAGACGGGCGAUGGCAGCACCGCCGCGCCAACUGACGACCACACAGGCGUGCCGCUGCACCUCUCCGUUCGUGGUGAGGCCAACCGCUUCAUGCGACAGGGUAUGGGCAGACACAAGGCAGCCCGGCACGUUGUGGGAAGUGCAGACGUGCUUGCCGAGAUACGCGAGUACGCCGAACGUGCGAACAGAGAACACCAGGAGGUGGUCACCGGGUCGUCCGUGCCUGAAAAGUCUUCAGCGGCGCCCCCUACUGACCAACCUCCGUCGCAGCAGAGAGGCGAUGAUCGCACUGUACGCAACCGCUUUGGCGCGAUGCCCCACGAGGAGACGCUACGCCGCAACGACGCAGAUGUGGUGGCGCCCCCUGCGCAGCAGCGUGGCGCGGAGCCGCGCUAUGCGUCGCAGCGGUCGGACGUACAUCACAGCAUGAGCGCGUACAAAAGCGUCGACGUUGAGCUGAGAAUCCCCGACCCUAAGGCGAUCUUCUCGCGCGAGGAGGCGCCAGCAGCUCCUCGCGCGGCUCCGUUCUCGCAGCUGUCGCCGCUCGUGCAGCAGCCGCACCGCCGGUUAGACACGUCGUGGUUCUCGCGUCGGUCGCCGCAGAUGCAGGGAGCGCACAUGGCGAGGAUGCCGCCGCAUGCCGCACCGGGCUUCCUGCCCUCGCCGCAGCAGUCGCCGGCUGCUCCUCAUCCACACGUGGCAGCCAUGAGCUUCCGCAAUGCACUGCCACGGGCUGGCGCGUCGACCGUCGUUCAAACAAUGCCAGCACCGCGGCAGGGCGAGUUCCGCCCGACCAUGGGCCACCCGACGAUGCUGCACCAUGAAGGUGGGAGGUCGUGGCCACGGCAAGCCGGAGCGCCGCUAGCAGGAUCCAAAGCAGCAGGCGCAGACUGGCAGCGAGACUUACAGCAGCUGCAGGAGCACGAGCGGAUGUGGGGUCAUGGAAUGCUACCCCAACAUGCACUGCAGCAGCGACAGCUGCAGCAGCAGCGAGUGCUCAGCCAAGCCCCGCACCGAGAGAUGGCGCCCCGCGGCGUGUCGCAGCCUUUUCUCUCUUCGCCACCUUUGUACGAGGACGUGAUGCAGCAGACGAUAGGGGCGUCGCAAUAUCAGCCGAGAGCGCCGCCCUUUCCUGGUCAUCCGGCGACAUUCUUGCCGUCGUCGUCGGGCGGUACUGGCCGACCACCCGUCUACCAGCAACAGCAGCGUGCGGCCGCGGCGCCGCCGGGCCGCGGCGCGUUCGAGCCGCGCUCGCUGCGACCUGCGGCAGCUUCGCUCGGCCCUCCGCGGCAGCCUCCCCCGCUCGUGCCACGUGGUGGCGCCGGCCAGAAUCCCGCGCGACCACCACCGCAGCUGUACACGCCGAUGGGAGCGCCCGCUGUGAAACCCCCGGCGUCGGCAGCAGCAGCGGCGGGCGGCGGCAUCUCCCAUCAGCACCCGCGAGAUGUCCUGCCUGCCGUCGACCUGUCCAGCCGCUCCCGCCGGCCGGUGGAGGUGCUCGACCUGAGCCUGCGCAGGAGCCCCGAGUCAUCUUCACUGCGAGGCGACGUCAUCCCGGACUCGUCUCUGCGACGUGACGUCGGCCCGGAAUCUUCCCUGCAACGCGACGUCGGCUCGUGCCAGACUUCGGAGUCGUCGGAAAUUGGAGAGAAGAUCGGCGCCACCGAUUUACGCUGGCAGACCCCACGACCCCACGCCCACGAGUUACCAGCUGAGCAUCAGCGCACCACUGCGACGUCCCUGCACAAGCAGCAGCGCUCCCUGGUCGAUGAGCGUCCCCUGGUCGAUGAGCUUCCCCUGGGGGAUGAGCGCCCCCUGGAGGUGGGAGGCGGCUACCUGGCUGAGGAGUUUGCGAAGGAGCACGGCGAAGCGUCGUCUGCGCAGCUGUCGGCGACCGAAAAUGCCGAGCUCUUCAUCAGCCGCAUUAUGAGCAAGGCUGUUGACGACAUCAUGAAUAUCUCGACGCCGGGCAGCCCUCGGUCGCCGGACGCGGGGCGGCGAGCGAGGCCGACGCGGCAGGGUGGCGGCGUCGCCCCCGACGGCAGCAUGCCGUGCCAGUUGCUGAACCUGCGACGGCGCGAGCUGCAGUGCAUGCAGUGCGAGGUGAGGUACCCGGUGAUGAUGGCGCGCGGCGCGAACAACUACAUCCACUCGUACACGUGCGCCGCCGCGAAGGUGCCGCGCCUCACGCCCAAGUACUUCCAGUGCGACCGCUGCGGCAUGGAGUUUGUGACGAUCAAUCCCGAGGAGUUGCUCGCGCACGACGACGUCUGCAUCAUGGCGACGGCGCCUCCGCCGCCGGCCGCUCCCACCGUCACCGCCACCGGGGUGAGCACGCCACCGCCGCAGGAGGCGUCGCCCGCAUCGUCGAUUGAGACGAUCCCGUAUGCGGACGACGUCGAGAUGAGCAGGUCACCAGAGGGCGCCGGCGACAGUAGCCCCGAUGUGAUUAAGAUCAUCGAGGACCAAGCGAGCGGCAUGAUGACGGCGUGUGCUGUCGACGCGCAGCGAGAGCAGCCACCGAUCAAGAUUGUCAUUAAGCCGUAUGCUGACAAGGCGGGCCACUACCUGCAAACCUCGGGCAGCGAGGUCGCCACAGUUGUCAGGCCACUGGACCAGCUGCUGUGCCGGCCUUGCAGCGUGCGGCUGCAGCGGCGCCCGCUUCCCGCGACGCUGAUCGUCGCCGCAGACCCGGACUAUGCGGAAGAGCCUCCCUCGCCCGCGUCCAGUGCGAGCUGGCAGGGAAGUGAGGAGGGAGACUCCAUGGGAGCAUCUGCCUCCGACUCACUGGAAUUCUCCAGUUCUUCAGACGCGUACUCUGCCACCGACGAGGAUGAGGGCACGCAGCGAGGCGAGGGAAGAGAGCCGGCGGACAAGAAAGCGCAAUCCGCGGAACAGAUGCGGCAGGAGCGACACGAGAAGCAGGCACGCCGGCUGGCGCUGAACAGGCUGCGGGAGGAGCGGCGUAAACGCGCCAGUAAGGCUGCGCAUGCGCGUGACGAUGACGACGACGACGACGACGACGACGAGGGAGCGAGCUCCGGCAGCGGCAGCCGCUACCACGCCAGACUCGACGAGAAGUCGCUCGUCAUCACGCUGAAGCCCUGCUCCGUGCCGUUCCCGCCCAAGCCGACGGCGCCCCCUACCGGCGACACGCCUUUGCGACGGCCGGGGCUCCCACGUAACACGGCGCGCAAGGGUCACGCUGCUCCGUCUCUUUCGGUCGCGCGGCGGCAGCAGCCGCAUGCACCCAAGCAGAUCACGACGACACCCGACAACGACAGCCAACCGACGCCACACGACGAAACUUCGAAGGCGAAAUCGGCGGAUGCUACCGCCACAGUCGCCACCGGCAACGCACAGCAGCCUUUGGAAGUCUUGCUCGCCCAGCUGCUGCAGGGUCCGGAGCAGGAUUCCGCCAGCGAAAUGGCCUUGUCAAUGCCGACAGCGGAGUUGCCGCAUGUCGUGGCGUCCAGCGUCUCACGAGUGUCAGACGCGGUUGCCGAGACGACGGAGACGACGCUGGUAACACACGCAGCGAACGUCAGCAGUGCGUCGCGUGCGCUGCCCGCUCGCAAGAAGAAAAAGCGAAGAUCGACGAACCGCGUGUAUUUCGGCAGUAGAGGGCGGCGGAAGCGACGAAAAGCGGUGGCUGAUGCCAAGACUGCUUCACCCGCUGCCCAGCAGCUGGACGCCGCUUCCCAGCAGCUACCUCUAAUGCCAGCUGCCCGGGGACAGAGCAGAAGGAGGGCUACCCUGAGCGAACAGGCUACUAAGCCCGCGUUGGAAGCAAGCAGCGGGGCGGUGGCUAAACUGAGGGUACGGCGCAGCCCUGGGCGCCCUCCACGGGCGCGGCGGCAACAUGCAAAGAUGGGGGUUUACUGCGUGGAUGCGGGUGCAGCAACGUCGACGUCUGAGCUGAUGGAUGCGUCGACAUUCACCGACACCACCCUAGCCGUGGACGCUGCCAGAGUAACCCUAACUGCAGACAAGGGAAGACCUACUGUUGCCACCGAUGAUGGCAGAGUCACAGACGACGGCAGAGCCACCGUUGCUAUCGACGAUGGCAGAGUCACCGUAGCCGGGAACAACGGCAGAAUUGUCGUAUCCGAGGACGACGACAGAGCCACCGUUGCCGUCGACGACGGCAGAGUCACCGUAGCCGGGAACAACGGCAGAAUUGUCGUAUCCGAGGAUGAUGACAGAGCCACCGUUGCCGUCGACGACAGCAGAAGCACCAUAGCCGGGAACAACGGCAGAAUUGUCGUAUCCGAGGACGACGACAGAGCCACAGUUGCCGUCGACGACGGCAGAGUCACUGUAGCCGUCGACGACGGCAGAAUUGUCGUAUCCGAGGACGACGACAGAGCCACCAUUGCCGUCGACGACGGCAAAGUCACCGUAGCCGGGAACAACGGCAGAAUUGUCGUAUCCGAGGACGACGACAGAGCCACAGUUGCUGUCGACGACGGCAGAGUCACCGUAUCUGAAGAAAACGGCAGAAUUGCCAUCAACGACGAUGACGGCGGUAAAGUCAAUGUUGUCAACGACGACCGACUCACUGUCGCUGGUGACGAUGCACAACACCAGCCGCAGACCUCACCAGCCGAUUCGUAUGGCCUCUUGGUAUCCGGCGACGUGGUCAGCGUGGGUGAUUGCGCGUCAUCUGUCGUCGAUCCUGUGGUCGCUGACGUGGAGACAAGCCUGCCAGCAUUGGAGACAUUGACCCACGAAGCUACUGAUGACUGGUGCAACUCUUCCACGCACCCCGACGCUCACGUAAAGGCAGUGGCCGAUAUUUCACAGACAGCAAGUCUUUCAACGUGCGCAGGAGAGGAAGGCACAUCCGGCAAUGACCCGCUUCUCAUCGGCAAGGCAACGGCCGUUAGCCCGCCGAUCACACGCCGCACCGAGGACCUGAUUUUAUCUGAGGACCCUCCAGAGGACGUACUAGUGGUACCUUCGACCAGCGUAUUAUCGCCAGCGGUCACAGAUAAAUCGCCGGACAGCAGUGGCACUGAGAUGCAAGAUGUUGUGGAAGUGAAAGACGAGGUGAUGCAGAACAGUGCUGACCUCUUACCAGGGGGCGUAGAAUCAGUACGUGAAGGGCAAGACGAGGUCACACCGGAUAGUGCAGACGUGUUGGAAGGGGGUGCUGAUUCACCGUGUGAAAUAGGAGACCAAGAUGCACUGAAUAUCAUGGUUGCAUCACCCAAAUUGGAAGUAGAAUUCUCACCAGGAGGCGCCAGCGCAGGCGAGGCGAGCGAUGACAAUUUUGACAAGACAUCAGUUGUGUUUGCGGCCAGCAAGCAGGAGGAGCUGAGGAGGUCUCCGGCUGCGAAGCGGAACCUGUGGCGCUGCAUCGAGAGGUUCAUGGUUGCCACCGGCAGGGAGAAGGGAAGCGGCCAUCACUCGGAGCCUGACACCGCAGAGACAAACGCAGAGCAACCACAGAUGGAUGGAGGAACAAGAGAUGUAGACAAACCACAGAUGGAUGGAGGAACAAGAGGCGAGGUAAAUGUAGACCAACCACAGAUGGACGGAGGAAGGAGAGACAAGUCAGACGUAUACAAACCAUUGAUUGACAUAGGAACAGGAAGCACGACCGGCAAAGUGGAGCAGCCAACUGCGGUGUGCAGUCUGCCAGUGAGCCUUGGACCGACAGAGUCACCGGUUGUUGAGGCGAGCCACGACUCUGAGGCUUUGCGGGGAGGCAAGAGAAAAGUCGUUAGGCUGGCAGACAGAAUAGGCACGUCACCUGAGCUGGCAACCAUGGCACCCUUCAACCAGCACCUCACGGACUGCAAGUCAAUGACGGUUGACGUCUCUACGGAAACGGUAACGGAGUUGAGACAGGAUGAUGGGAAGGAUGAAGUUUCAUCAGGCAGUCAUCCGCAGGAAGGACCCGAAUGCGCACAGAUAGACAAUGCGGCUGAUCCUAAUUCGGCAAGACUUCCGUCUAAGAUUGACAGCAUGGACGAGGCAGGCACCGCCGGCAUUGAGGGGGAGGCAGCGACGGGCAACGAGAGCCCUACCUCCACAGACAGCGACCCGGUUGACCUGCCGAGCCUGCACAUGCUGCUCUCUCCCAAAAAGAGUCAACCUGACAUAAAGCCUGUAUUCCAACACAUCCAAGUCGCAACUUCGCUUACUGUCCAACCAACGGCGUCCACGCAGGCACCCAAACCUGCCAUGCCCCAGUGUGUCAAUACCGCAAUGCCUCAGAGUCGCAGAUCCACAGCCUCUCCUAGUCAUCAGCCCACGAUGCCUCAGGUCCUCAAACCCACAGCAUCGAGCCAAACACUCGGCCCCACGAUUCCCCAGGACCUCAAACCCACAGUGCUUCGCAGUACCGAUUCCAUGGGGGCAACGCCUCAAGUCAUCCGUCUGAUUAUUCCUCAGCACUUCAGAUCAACUACAUCUCAGACCAUCCGUUUCCCUACAUCUCAGAACGUUCUACUCACAAUGUCACAGAGUGUCAAACCAGCAGUUUCACAGAGUGUUGGAACAGCAGUGUCACAUACUGUCAAACCAGAAAUUUCACAGAGUGUUGGAACAGCAGUGUCACAUACUGUCAAACCAGCAAUUUCACAGAGUGUUGUACCAGCAGUUUCACAUAGUGUCAAACCAGCAGUUUCACAGAGUGUUGUACCAGCAGUGUCACACAUUGUCCGUCUAGUAGUGUCUCAGAGUGCCAGACCUGCAGUGUCUCAUGUCGCAUCAUCGACUCAGACACCCAGAGUUGUGAUGUCUCGGAGCAUGCAGCCCACUGUGCCUCUUGCAAAUCAAGCGGUUGUCUCGUCUUGCAAACCGACACGAGACUCCGUCGCCCGAAAUGACAGCACAGUGCAGAGGGCGCCACAUCUACCACCGAGGAUGGCGCGGAAAACGAUGCGGAAUGGACCGACGGAAGCGAGACAGAAGCAGCAGAUAGCCGCACGUCUCAGCUGCCAGCAGGUGUCGCCACCUGCUCUCCGGCAAGGGAUCUCAGGAUGCAGAACCUCGCCAGAUUCAGGCUGGGCGAGACUGCAGCCAGCAGCUUCCAGUAAUGACACGACCAACUUGCGGGGGGAACUGACAACACCGACUAAAAACAGGCGAGGGCGGCCACGAAAGGAACCAGAGACGUCCGCUCCCGAGUUGAAACAGGGCUCGUCUGCUCUGAGGCGAACUACACCGAGACGAGCUGCGUCGAGACAGGCUUCAACUACGUUGAGUCGUACGCCGCCUGCGUUAAGACGUGUCUCACCUGCACGGAGACACGGUUCACCAACGUUGCGAUCUGGCUCGCCAACGUUGAGAUCUAUCUCACCACUGUUGAGAUAUGGUUCAUCUCCAUUGAGACGUGCCUCGCCCAGCAUAAGCGAAAACUCGCAGGGUGAGACGACUCAGCUGAAGACAUAUACGCGAAUCCCGCGCCGUCUUUCUGCCGUCGCUGCCCAGCCGAUCACCAUAGCAUCGGUAACCGCAGACGACACAACUCCGCCGGUCACCGUGGCAACAGUAACUGCGGACCAAGCAGCAACGGCCACGGCGGCGAAGCCAAGCGAGUCUCUGCUGCAUCCUUUCAAGCGAAGGAUAACGCGCAGUACGAGUCGCGAGUCCUACCCUGCCGCUGUUGCCGCUGACGAUGAUGGCGACAGCGACUUGAACCUGCCCGAUAACUUCCAGCUCACAAAUUUCUUCACCAGAGGGCGCAGCUGCAGCGUGAGUCCCGCCGUGUCGGACGCAGGCGCUGUGGCAAGCCGCGCUGUCGGCCGCAUGUCUCCGCGCCUUGUCGCCAUGCGGUCGCCCGGCUCUGAUGGGGUGUCCCCUUCGACUGCUGCUGUGUCACCUUACCGGAACACGCGUAGCGCGUGUGCGGCGGAUCCCGUGUCUACACCCAGUGAUGACCGAACGAGCGGACGACCCCGGCUGGCCUCGCCAGUGGCCGCUAACAGCCAGCGUGCAGCAGUGCGCGGCAAGCGUGUGGCGAAGGUGGCAGCCAACGUCGAGAACCCAAAGCGCAUAAAGAUGGAGUUACAGGCGAGUGGCAGCCGGGGACGUGCGGUAGCGCGGGUGGGGCUACGCAGCAGCACUCCAACGCAGACUGCUUCGCCCAUUGAAAAGACGCGGCGCGGCCUGGCCAUACUCAUCCCAGAGAGGAAGCGACUGCACGUGCAAGGGCAGGAGCAAGAGGAGGAGGAGGAGGAGAAGGAGAGACCAAGCCUGUUUGGCUCCAUGAAAAAACACUUCACCAGUGCCUACACCCAGGCAAACAAACGGUGAUGCGUUCAUUGUGCCACCUGGUUAUGUGAGCAGUAAUGAUUUUGGGUGGUGACCUCACAAUGACCUCACAUUGACCUUACAGUGAUCAUUCUUAUAUGAUGUUCUUAUGAUAUGUACGUUAGCUUUAGGAUGAGUUGUCAUGGCUAGCUAGGCUUUAUUAGAAAAGGCAGUUCUUACCUUACAUCUUAUAAAGGUUGUCAUACGAUAUAUAUAUAUAUAUGCGUGUAUAUAAUGUGGAUGCACACAUGACAUGCAUUUCUUCAACUACCAUGUGAAGCCCAGGGAAUGAACCUACAAUUUUUUUUGGACUGAAACGAGUGGAUAUAUGUCGGAGACAUAUUAAUUGAUACUGGUUGGGGCAGCUGCGAAUACCUGCACCUAUUGUGGGCACAUCUUGAUGACCGCUAGUCUGCUGGCGGGUAUUCGAAGCUUGAUACGGCUGCGGGGAAUUAGCGCAUGCUCCCGACAUAGCUAAGGGUGUGUACAUGCGCACAUUUCUAGAUGUAUUCCUACUUACGAGUAUGGACUUUGUAAAGUAUAUAUGCCUGCCGAUGUUCACCAAUUUUCCCUAGAACCUGUACACGUAGGUUUUCGAUUUAACAAUAGGUUAGAAUAUUUGUUUAUCAUGGGUGUUGAUUGUGUGCGUAUGUGGGGUGUGAUUGAUAUUACUAUAUCGUGUUUGUGCCCGUAGUAAACCUCAUUAAAUUAAUGUAAUAUCAGUGUGGUGCACUAUGCUUCCAGGUAGCAGGCAGGUGGUAACAAGUGGAGAGGGUUAAAAUAAUAACUUUUAGUGACAGCGCUGGCAGGUAAUUAGGGGGUGGGGUGGGGAUGAAGGCAACGUUUGGUGACAAGUUGUUUGUGGUGAAGGAGGGCGUAAAGGUAACGUUCGGUGACAGGUGACGUGCAGAAGUGGGGUGUGGCUAACGUUUGGUUGCAGAGGUGUAGGGAGGGGAAUACUUUGCCCAUGAAUGUACUGCAUUGUACGUAAAUACCUGCACAAUAUAUACAGUUACAGACUAUAUGAACUAUGUUAGAUGUAAAAAAAUUUAAUCAGUAUCAUUGGACUUACUUAACCCAGCGGUACUUAUUAUUUAAGAUAUAAUAAAGCAUACGAUAUAUACUGAUUAAUUCAAUAUGAUAUAUACGUGAUUCAUAUUAUGUAAAAUGAUAAUAAUUGAUUAAUUACCUAGGAGAGCCCGAAUGGGGCAUUACACAGAAUAUAUAUAUAUUAAACU